GAUUAGUUAUUCAUGGUUUAUCUGGGUGAGGGGGUUAUGCAUGGAGAAUGGUAUGUGUUGUAAAUUAACGAUAAUGGCAUUGUCGUGAUUAAUAAUAAAAAUUUCGUAAUUUAGAAGUCGGAUAUGGAGGUGCACAUAUAAUGAAUAGGGCAGGGUCGUUCAAAACUGAUCCGCGUUUCGACCGGUUUGCUUCCAAAUAACUCGUCCGGACGGACAAGUAAUUCCACAUUGUAUCCUGCUAACAUAUAGGCUCUUUGUGUUGACAUAACAAUUGCUUCUUCAGUUACUACUAAGGUAGCUACUUUCCUCCAACUUACUUCUUCAUUUUUCAAAGUUAUCGUUGACUUCCAACGGUAUACAAGACAACACCAGGCCAUCAUAAUCUCUCUCUCUCUCUCUCUCUCUCUCUCUCUCUCUCUCUCUCCUCUUCCUUUUGAUCUCCUUGUUCAGUAGACAGGCAGCCAAGAUAGCUAGAUAGGAAUUUCAAGGAUGAUUAAUGGGAAUGACAUAUACCAAGUUUUCGCAGCAAUCGUACCCUUGUACGUUGCAAUGAUUCUAGCCUACGGGUCAGUGGUAUGGUGGAAAAUCUUCACACCAGCCCAAUGCUCCGGCAUCAACCGUUUCGUCGCGGUGUUUGCUGUCCCUUUGCUCUCGUUCUACUUCAUCUCCUCCAACAAUCCUUAUACCAUGAACUACCACUUCAUUGCUGCAGAUUGCCUCCAAAAGGUCUUAAUCCUUGGGGCACUCUUCCUGUGGCAAACCUUUGGCAAAAAUGGAAGCCUGGAGUGGAUGAUCACUCUCUUCUCCCUGUCCACACUGCCAAACACUCUGGUUAUGGGCAUCCCUCUGCUGAGGGCUAUGUACGGAGAUUACGCCGCGAGUCUAAUGGUUCAAAUAGUUGUCCUCCAGAGUGUAAUCUGGUACACCCUUAUGCUCUUCUUGUUUGAGUAUAGAGGAGCAAAGCUUCUUAUCAGCGAGCAGUUCCCCGAGACCGCGGCCUCCAUCACCUCCUUCAGGGUAGAGUCGGAUGUUGUUUCCCUCAACGGCCGCGAGCCUCUGCAGGCUGAUGCUGAGAUUGGUGACGACGGCAAGCUGCACGUUACCGUCAGGCGAUUGUCGUCGGCAUCGUCGGCAGCAGCUUCUGCGAUUUCUAAUCGGUAUAACAGCAAAAACUACAAGUACCCCCAUAAUGCUGCCGGAUUCGUUACUAAUAAUAAUCCUUCCUGUAUCAUCACCCCGAGAGCGUCCAACCUUACCGGUGUAGAGAUCUAUUCUUUACAAUCUUCCCGAGAACCAACACCGAGAGCUUCGAGCUUUAACCAGAAAGACUUUUACGCCAUGUUUGCAGCAAACAAGGCGGCUACUAGUAGUCCAAAACACGGCUACACCAGUUCGUUCGGAGGAGGUGGUGGUGGUGGCGGCGGAGGAGGAGGGGGGGAUGUUUUCUCUUUGCAAUCCUCAAAAGCAGCGACUCCAAGAACUUCAAACUUUGAGGAUGAGAUGUUGAAAAUCGGGAGGAAAACGAGGGGAAUCGGGAGGACCAUGAGUGGUGAGCUAUUCAACAACACCACCCCCACUACUGCUGCUAAUAAUAGUAGUAGUAAUGCUGCAGCAGCAGCUUCUAAUAACUACCCCCGGCCGCCUCCAAAUCCUAUGUUCUCUGUUGCAGGCAAGUCCCCUAGCUUUCCCCCUCCAAGAAAAGAGGGUAGCACAGGCGGCGGUGGUGGUGCAAUGGUGCCUAACAACGAGCUUCACAUGUUUGUUUGGAGCUCAAGUGCAUCUCCUGUUUCUGCUGAGGGGAGUGCUCAACUAAGGUAUGAUGCAGCUGCUGCAGGAGUACUAAAUAACAGAUCAGAUGCUUCAACGAUGGAAUUUGGCGUAAUCGAUUCUCCUUCCCAGGAUCAUAAGGAGAUUGAAAUAGAUUCAGUGGUUGGGGGGCCAGGGUCGGAGUCUACGCCUCCUCCUAUGGUCACUAAUAGCCUUAAGAAAAAGAAGAAGAAGAAGAAGCAGCAGGAGGACAAGGAAGAGAUGGAUUACUACAUGGAUGGAAAUGAAGAUAAAGAUGGAGUGGGAGGACAGAAGCAGCACAGUAUGCCCCCUGCAAGUGUCAUGACAAGGCUCAUACUCAUAAUGGUUUGGAGGAAGCUCAUAAGAAACCCCAACACCUAUUCAAGCCUUUUCGGCCUCGUCUGGUCUCUCAUAUCCUUCAGGUUCAACAUCCAAAUGCCGACCAUCGUCAGUGGAUCUGUCUCUAUUCUAUCCGAUGCUGGGCUUGGAAUGGCUAUGUUCAGUCUGGGUUUAUUCAUGGCUCUACAGCCAAAGAUCAUAGCAUGUGGGAAAUCUGUAGCAACCUUUGCAAUGGCAGUGAGGUUCUUGACUGGCCCAGCAGUGAUUGCUGCUACCUCUAUUGCUAUUGGCCUUCGAGGUGUUCUUUUACACGUUGCAAUCGUUCAGGCUGCUCUUCCCCAAGGGAUUGUCCCCUUCGUGUUUGCGAAAGAGUACAAUGUCCACCCAGACAUACUCAGCACCGCGGUUAUUUUUGGGAUGCUGAUUGCUUUGCCCAUAACAAUACUCUACUACGUGCUUCUCGGUGUGUAAGUUUUGGCUGACAAAACCGGUUAUAAAUUCAGCGCGAAUCGAAGGCAGGCAGAGGCUUGUGCAUGUGGAUAGCAGUGCAGCAAACAAAGUGCAGCAGACAACGGACUAGUUUAAAAAAAUGAGCUCUCUUGGAAUCAGUUGGGAACCAGCUGCAUCGAUCAUGUUACUCAAGGGAUGGGGUUGAAUGCAUGCAUGCACCAUUAAUUUUGCUUCACUUCUUUUUAAUAAGUUAUUCUUUGCUGUCAUUUCCUUAGUUCUUUUAAUUUUUGUGUCGUCGUUAGAUAGUUUAGAGUCAUAGAGCAAGUCCUGUUAACAACUACAAUUCCACCUAACUCAAUAAGAUAAUUCAUUUUUUGGCCGUUU
Molecule: messenger RNA, 2961 nt
Organism: Rhododendron vialii
Lineage: Eukaryota; Viridiplantae; Streptophyta; Magnoliopsida; Ericales; Ericaceae
Product: auxin efflux carrier component 2
Exons: 5
Coding region: 490-2598 (702 amino acids)
Biological process (GO): auxin export across the plasma membrane; auxin polar transport
Cellular component (GO): plasma membrane; endoplasmic reticulum
Molecular function (GO): auxin efflux transmembrane transporter activity
Source: RefSeq, a predicted model, not a curated record